AUGGGUGAAAGUGCCGGUGGGAAUCUGGCAGCCGCAGUCGCUCUGUUGGCGCGAGAUCGAGGAUUGGCUCCGCCUCUGGCAAAGCAAAUCUUGAUCUACCCUAUGUUAGAUGACCGAAAUUCAUCAAAGGGCAUUGGACCCGUGUGUGUUUGGGAUGAAGUUGACAACGUCACGGGUUGGACAGCAUAUCUAGGGCAUGAACCGGGGCGAUCUGGAGUGCCAAUGUUCGCAGCACCCGCUCGUGCGGAAAGUGUUGAGGGUUUGCCUCCUCUUUACCUGGAUGUCGGACAGCUUGAUCUGUUUAUGCUCGAGGAUCUGGAGUAUGCCACAAGGUUUGUAAAUGCUGGUAUCGAAACGGAACUGCAUGUCUACCCAGGUUUACUACACGGCUUUGAUGCGCUUGUGCCUAGCUAUCCCACGAGCAAAAUGGCGAUGGAGAAUAGGUUUAGGGCUAUUCGAAAACUAAACCGCGAUUCUCAUGUCAAUAGCGGGUCUAUUAGCACUCGAUUUGAAAAUCUUUAG
Bipolaris victoriae FI3 is the source of this 522-nucleotide messenger RNA. RefSeq lists its product as hypothetical. The coding region runs from base 1 to 522 and encodes 173 amino acids. NCBI's taxonomy places the organism in Eukaryota, Fungi, Ascomycota, Dothideomycetes, Pleosporales, Pleosporaceae. The record is from RefSeq and is a predicted model, not a curated record. Gene Ontology annotation, molecular function: hydrolase activity. The transcript has a single exon.